Molecule: messenger RNA, 2492 nt
Organism: Esox lucius (northern pike)
Lineage: Eukaryota; Metazoa; Chordata; Actinopteri; Esociformes; Esocidae
Gene: thoc5
Product: THO complex 5
Exons: 19
Coding region: 307-2358 (683 amino acids)
Biological process (GO): mRNA export from nucleus; positive regulation of DNA-templated transcription, elongation
Cellular component (GO): THO complex part of transcription export complex
Molecular function (GO): mRNA binding
Source: RefSeq, a predicted model, not a curated record
UAUUUUUGCACUGUUUCAAACAACUGUUGUCGGUACUUUUAUUUGUUAGUUUGCGUGUAUUUUUCUGCAUUCGCAAACUAUCUUGCUAUAUUAGCUAGCUUACCAACAACACCUUAAUGGGUAGUUAGCUUGCUUGCUAACGUUGGGUAGAUCAACUCAGCCACAUUUUUCCUACAAUCAUAUGAUACGGCCCCUUUUUUAAAGUAGUUGGGCGUUUUGCAACGAACUUGUUAUGUGAAGCAAUUGCACCAUCUGGUCUGUUCCCAAGUUAUAUUUCCUGUGUUAGUCGUUUUACGUUCACAAGCCAUGUCUGACGCUCUGAAGAAACGCAAGUCCAAGGUGGUGCGCAGCGAGACGGGCACUCCGGAGGGAAAACGCGGCCGAGGAGAUGGAGAACAGGAAGUUCGUGUGUACAGUGAAGAAGUGGAAUUGGAUGGCAGUGACCCAGCAGAGGACUACCGACAGUAUAAACUGACCUGUAAAGCUCUGGCCAAACUGAUGAAUGAAAUCCAAGAGCUGAAAGCCAACGGAGCCAAGGAUGGGUGUGCCGAGGUGGAGCAGAAAAGGAUGCAGAGCUGUAUCCACUUCAUGAGUCUGAAGAAACUCAACCGCCUGGCUCACAUGAGACUGAAGAGAGGGAGAGACCAGACACAUGAGGGCAAGCAGAGAGUUGAUGUGUUGCACCUGCAGCUCCAGAACCUGCUCUAUGAGGUCAUGCACAUGCAAAAGGAGAUCAGCAAGUGUCUGGAGUUCAAGUCUAAGCAUGAGGAGAUAGACCUGGUGAGUAUAGAUGAGUUCAACAAGGAGGCUCCCCCUGAGAUCUCCCGCAUCUCCAUCACCAAGGACGAUCCCCAUCAACUAACACUGGCCAGGCUGGACUGGGAGCUGGAGCAGAGGAAGAGGCUGGCUGAGAAGUACAAAGAGUCUUUGUCCAGUAAGGAGAAGAUCCAGAAGAGUAUUGAGGUGAAAAAAGAACACCUGAGUUCCCUUCAGCCUGGACUUAAUGCUAUCAUGCAGGCAUCCCUCCCGGUCCAGGAAUACCUCUCUAUGCCGUUUGAACAGACCCAGAAACAGAUAGAGAUUGCCCGCCACCUCCCCCCCUCUCUCUAUGUCCUCCUGGUUCAGGCCAAUGCUUACGGACAAGCCUGUGAUAAGAGCCUGAGUGUGUCCAUCAGUGGAGAUGUGGAUGAGGCCAAAGCCCUGGCUAAACCUCCAGACGACUCCCAGGAUGAUGAUUCCGGUGAUUCUGAUGCGGAGGAGGAGCAGGAGAAAACGAAGAGAAGGAGACCUACAACAGGAGGUCAGUUGGAUGAUAAGAGACGUGAGAUGCUGAAGAGACACCCUCUCUCCCUCUGCCUGGACCUCAAAUGCAAAGACGGCAGCGUGCUGCAUCUGUUCUUUUACUACCUAAUGAACUUGAACAUCAUGACUGUCAAGGCCAAGGUCUCCACCGCCACAGACCUCACUGGAGCUAUUAGCGCAGGGGAGCUGUUGAACUCUGACACGCUGCUCAACUGCCUGUACGCCAACGACCAGGGCCGCGAGACUCCCAACCCAGCCAACCGCUACCAGUUUGAUAAAGUCGGGAUCAGUGUGUUUGGAGACUAUGUGGCAGAGCUGGGUCAUCCCUACCAGUGGGUUCAGAGGCUGGGAGGACUGCAGUUCCCCAGUGAAACCCCAGAGGGAUUGCGUGCUGGCAGUUCUCUAAGUGCCAGUCACAUGGAGAGCACCAUGAAGCUGCUAAGAGGGAGAGUCCAGUCACGCCUGGCCCUGCACAAACAGUUCUCCUCCUUAGAACAUAGUAUUGUUCCAGUGUCCAGUGAGUGCCAGCACCUGUUCCCUACUAAGGUUCUGUCUCGGCUGUCUCGCUGGACUGCCAUUACACACCACGAGUACACUAAUCUGUCCUUCACACGCCAUGUGUCAGAUGCCGGUCUGGCUCGGGAGACUGAUCUGUUCUUCCUGGCCGUGGUGGAGAGAGGAACAGCUCGUCUUCAAGCUGCAGUGGUGCUGAAUCCUCGUUACCCCGAAAUCUCUCCUCUGUUCGCUCUGUCUCUCAGCUGGAAGGGCGAGCGCGCGGGACGUUCUGAUGACAACCUCCGGGCCAUAGAGAGUGAGGUGAACGUGUUUAAAUCGGAGCUCCAAGGGCCCCGCCCUGGCCAUCAGCUGUUGACCAAUCAGGUGGCUCGUCUCUGUGUCUGUCUGGAUGUGUACCUGGAAACUGACGGACAGGACGACAGCGUGGAGGGACCGCGGGAGUUUCCCAGAGAGAAAAUGUGUCUGCGCACAGCCAGGGGGCCCAAUCGUCUGAAGCCGUUCAAGUACAACCACCCCCAGGGCUUCUUCAGUCACCGCUGAUUACCCUGUCCUUGAAUCCCACACCAAGUUUUCCCCAGUCACCCCUGACCACAGAACUAAACCACCUGCCCUCUUUUAAUACCAAACAGUUGUAUCUAACAUGUUGGAAAAUAAAAAAUGUGAUUUUGUUGAAA